This is a messenger RNA of Thamnophis sirtalis, 790 nucleotides long. NCBI's taxonomy places the organism in Eukaryota, Metazoa, Chordata, Lepidosauria, Squamata, Natricidae. The record is from RefSeq and is a predicted model, not a curated record.
CAGCCGAUUGGCUGAUCGUUUGACAGCUCCUCUAUAAAUAGGGAGCUGUCCAAACGAGCAGCGCGCGUUCCUAUCUAAGCCGGUUCUGAAGUGUUAGCUUGUACUUUAAGGGAAUAAACUUGUUAGCCUUUUAUUCCUGUCUCUGCCUCAGUUCUUCUGGCUACCCACAGGUCCUUGGUACACACCACUGGCGACGAAGGUGGGAUUGCCAAACUGAGGUACGAGAAGCUGAAGUCACUGAUAGCUGAAGUCACUCGCUGAGUCACUAGAACCGCGCUUAAUCAUACCGCGACGAGACGUCGUUGGUUCUGACAGGAAUGGCCACGUUAAACUUCGCGCCAUUCAACUAUGGCGCCGAGACAUGGGAGUCGUACACGGCUCGAUUUGAAUGCUUCCUGGUCGCACACGACCUUACCGAGCUGACAGAUGAGAGGAAAUGCGCGUUUUUCUUGUCCGUGUGUGGCUCAGACGUUUUCCACACAGCCAGAGCUCUGACAGCUCCUGACCCUAUUAAGGCCGUUCCGUGGCCUGAGCUAAUGGCCAAACUGAAGAGCCAUUAUGCUCCGUCCCCGUCCAAGAUAGCCAGCCGGCACGCCUUCCAUCAGCGCAGCCAAGCUGAGGGGGAGUCCGUGAGUGCCUACGUUGCUGCCCUACGAUCCGCCGCCCUGCACUGCGAGUUCCGGGACUUAGAUGAAGCCCUUCUCGACCGUUUAGUGUGUGGCCUCCGCGACCUCAAACUACAGAAGAGGCUUCUAACAAAAUCAGACUUGUCGUUCCAGAAAGCCUUCGA